Molecule: messenger RNA, 1213 nt
Organism: Phacochoerus africanus (Common warthog)
Lineage: Eukaryota; Metazoa; Chordata; Mammalia; Artiodactyla; Suidae
Product: annexin-2 receptor-like
Exons: 1
Coding region: 396-950 (184 amino acids)
Molecular function (GO): signaling receptor activity
Source: RefSeq, a predicted model, not a curated record
GACUGGAGCACGAGAAACGAGAAACCCGCAGUUUCAGUGCCACACCUCUGUUGCCCAGGAAAACACCCGCGGCCGCUCAAGACCACGCUUUGACAACCAUCUCUGAAAUGGGGUCUGUGCUCAGGGCUCUGGGACCGAAUCUGUCUCCCAGAAUGGUCCUCACCAGAACCAUUUAUCUCGCCUUACUAUGCGCCUUACGAUUUACUUCUAUUCCUUUCUGUGUGUGUUGUCGUUAUUUUUGAGUUUCCUACAACCCGGUUUUCCUGAGGUCUGGCUCGCCUCCGCCCACAAGCCGAGGAGUGCAUAAAUACCCAGGCCCCCGGCCCUGCAGCAGGCUGAUUCCUCAAUCAGUCCAAAAGCUCCCUCAGCCUGCUGCUGGCCCGAGGUCCCCUGCGAUGGAGCAGCGUUUUCUCGGCCGCGUGAAGGAGGACUGGAACUCCGCAGACGUGGCGCCAGAGGUCCAGCCUCCACCCAGCGAGUGCUUAGCAGAGUCUGGGCCGUGGCCGCUCCCUUUCUACCCGGUACUGGAUGAGUUCUCAGGCGACCACGGUGAUUUCGGUUGCAAAUUGCUUUCCAGUCCUUGCUGGCGCCUACAUUUUCCCUUCGUGGGAGACCGACUCGGUCCCAGAGCCCCGAGCACCUUGGAACCAAGCCCAGCCCAACUGGCACCGGGAGGAGAGAGGGACCCGGCACCGGAACCCGACGGGCGCCGGCUUCAGCAGCUGGCGUUGGCCAGACCGACCGGGCCCCGCGACGGACAGCAGGACGUCGAGACCCCUGACAGCGGGCCCCCUUCAGAGGACCGGUCUCCUCCUGCCCCCUCUCGGUGGAGCCGCGACGGGCUCGUCUCUGGCUGCUUCGAGUGGAUCGGUCGCACCCUGCGCGCCUUGAGCUGCUGUGGCCGCUGCAGGUCCGUCUUUGGCGCCAAGGAGCCCUUGAUUGCAGCCUGAGCCUGUUGGGCUCUUGCCCCAGGCAAAGAUCCUCGGCUACAAAACCUACCCCUUACAUGGAAUAAAAACGCAUUAAGACCUCAGUUCAGAGAUGGUUGUCAAAGCGUGGUCUCUUUCCCCUUGAGCUUCUCGAUGCAGUCUGGUCGCUUGGCACUUGCACCUUCCUUGUUGCACAGUGAGCUCAGGGAACAAAACUACAACCACUAUUUCUGCUAUUUUCGCCCAGCAGUCCAUGGCCCAACUGUCCGUGGCAGUGCCUCUGG